Molecule: messenger RNA, 1387 nt
Organism: Scheffersomyces stipitis CBS 6054
Lineage: Eukaryota; Fungi; Ascomycota; Pichiomycetes; Serinales; Debaryomycetaceae
Gene: FGR15
Product: Fgr15p
Exons: 1
Coding region: 1-1263 (420 amino acids)
Source: RefSeq, a predicted model, not a curated record
AUGAGUUCGCAAUCCAGCGUCACUGCACCGGAUACCGUGUAUUCCUUGGAAGAACAAGUCGAUAUCCUUAAUCUCGUAAAUCCUUCAUCUAUUGAGGAAUACUCGGAGCAUCUCUACAAGAUAGCUAAGAUCUUGUACGAGGACAACCUUGACCAGAAGCUUCCCAUAUUGUUCAAGAAGUUACAGGACAAGUACUAUUCCUUGAUGGACCAACUUGACAACUUUGUAGACUCGGAAGACCCCAUCCACUCCAAAGUGUAUGUAAUCGUAGAGAGAAAUUUCGACCUUUUCAUAAAGAUCUCAACAAACCACAAGAACGUCGAGCUUUCGACAAGGACCAUUCGCUUUUUAACCAACAUAAUUAUGAGCUUGAACUACUGGGAAGUUUACAAUCUCUUGUCCUGGAAGCCAGUUAUAUAUCAUUUCUUGUCUGUUAUUCAAUUUGACAUGAACGACUGCUACAACAAAUUCAUCAGUGACUAUGCCAAAUACAACUACAAAAGAUUGACCCAGCCACAGCCAAUGUCGCACAAGUCUAGAAACCGAAGAAGACUUAAGAGAAGAAGAAAGUACAGUGGCAAGCUUGGAUCUCCAGGGUCAGAAAAUGGAGUUAAUGACGAUGGAUCUCUUUCUCCAAACCCAUACUACUACGUAAGCUCCGACACAACUGGCCGUGGCAGUUUGAGAGGUAUGAGUAAAGAAAGAAGAAACAGAAUGAUGAGAGCUGAAAACAAGCGUAAUUCCCAUCGGGCUAUUAAGAAACCAUCCAAUACCAAGCCUUCCAACAAGUCGUCAAAUUAUGAUCCUGAUGUUGUUCAUGAAUGUCAAUUGCCAUCGCCAGAUGAACCUCAUAAGCUUUGCUUACGUCGUUUCUCAAGAAAAUAUGAAUUAAUAAGACAUCAGGAAACUGUGCAUUCUAAGAAGAAGAAACUUUUCAAAUGCUUUGUUUGUGUAAAACAACACCCUGGAGUUGGCCCAAGAAUAUUUACCCGCCACGACACCUUGGCCAAACAUAUUCGUGUUAACCACAAGAUUUCUGGUAAGGAAGCCAAGGCAGAAGUUGCAUAUUCGAAGAAACAUGCCGAGGUUGUUGAAGAAGGUGAUAUUACAGUCCAUGUCGGACGCAGAAAGACCAAGGUUGACUUUGAAUUGCGCGCUCAUAUGGAGAAACGAAAGGCAGAAAAGGAUGAAAUGGAUGAUUCCGGUUAUUUGGUUCAUAGCGAUUUCGACUCUGGAGACGAAGAAGUUACAUUCAAUACGUAGUUUGCAUUCGGCCAUCGAACAUUCAAUUCUUUAUUGAUUUUAUAGUAUCAUCAAACGCAUAUAUACAUGGAAGUAUGAUUCAAUGUUUUAAUAGUUUACAUUUAUAAUACAAAUAGGACUACCA